AGCUCCAUCAGAAUGUUGUUCAAGGGGCUUCUUCUAUUGGGUGUGGUAUUAGUUGCUAAUGGUCAGCAGAAGAAUCAGGGUCCGAAGUUCAAGGACAUCCCGAUUGUGUCGCAUGAAAAUGUGUUGGAAGUGGAUGGAAAGUUUAGAUACAGCUAUGAAGGCGGUGACGGAACUCGAGCCGCCCAAGAUGGACAGCAGAUUUUCGUGAACAAUCAAGCUGGAACAGCUUCGCAAGGGCAGUAUACCUACCAGGGUGACGACGGCAAAACCUACAGUGUGUCCUACACCGCUGAUGAAAAUGGCUACCGUCCCUCGGCUGAACAUCUACCAACUCCCCCACCGGUUCCGGCACCAAUUGCCCGAGCUUUGGCAUUUCUCGCCACUUUGCCUCCUCAGAAAGAGAGCAACAACCGGAAGUUUUGAGUACUAUCAGUGUAGUGUUAGGUUUUUGUUUAUGAAAGUGUUGCUUCAGCGAUUAAAAAAUCAUGCCAAGAUGGUUGCAAAGCUACGAGUGAAGAAGAAAAUAAAAACGCUUUUGAGGUUUUG
This is a messenger RNA of Aedes albopictus (Asian tiger mosquito), 546 nucleotides long. RefSeq names its product endocuticle structural glycoprotein SgAbd-3-like. Gene Ontology annotation, cellular component: chitin-based extracellular matrix. Gene Ontology annotation, molecular function: structural constituent of chitin-based larval cuticle. NCBI's taxonomy places the organism in Eukaryota, Metazoa, Arthropoda, Insecta, Diptera, Culicidae. The transcript has 3 exons. The coding region runs from base 13 to 423 and encodes 136 amino acids. The record is from RefSeq and is a predicted model, not a curated record.